Coccomyxa subellipsoidea C-169 is the source of this 696-nucleotide messenger RNA. RefSeq lists its product as hypothetical. The coding region runs from base 1 to 696 and encodes 231 amino acids. The record is from RefSeq and is a predicted model, not a curated record. The transcript is spliced from 6 exons. NCBI's taxonomy places the organism in Eukaryota, Viridiplantae, Chlorophyta, Trebouxiophyceae, Coccomyxaceae.
AUGCCUGACUUCCACGCGGUCCAGUGUUUCCAGUGCAGCGUGUUCCAGGUGUACGCCAUCAGUGGGAAAGCAUCAGACGUGCGCGGUGUGGUCACUAAGCUCAACGCAAGGCGACAACAGGCUGACGAGGCACGCGAUCAGGCGCUGAUCAACGGCGCUGACAAGGACGACCAUGACCUUCACAGUCAUGUGGAGCAGCAUGACACCGCAGGGACGGCUGAGGUUGCUGCAGACACGGCUGACAUAGCGGAGCAGCCCCCGCUGCCGGGCGCCGCUUGCUAUGUCACCGAGCUGCCAACAUGUCAGCGUGGUGCCGGCCGGCGGGACUUCGACAAGGCAGAAGAAGCGAUGCUAAGAAAGAGGCAGCGGCCAGCAGAUUCGAGCGGCAGGGGAUUGUCUGCGUUGCAGAGCAGGAACAGCCACAACAGCCAAGAUGACUGGCAGAGAAGGCCCCACCAGAAGCUCUGCCAGCCAAAUGGAGGCACCUCAUUGCAGCUAGAUGCAGCAGCGCGCGCUGGACCGAGUAUGGGGCAAGCAGCAGUUGUGGAGGCGCCCUCAGGUGUGCAGCAGAGCAAAGCAGGGAAGGCAGGUUCAAUGUGGGAUGCGUUUGAUGAGGAUGAUGCAUUCCCAGAGGCAGACCUUGGCACAGAUGACAGAAGUGAGCAUGCUGUCAUGGGAGACACAGACUACUUCUAA